CAUUGUCAAAGAGACGGAUAAACAACAUGGCGGCCUCCAGCUGAUAGUGUCAAAAUACAAACAAACCAACCCGACAAUAAAUAUAUGUGAUACUUUCUUCAAAAAAGAUAUUCCAUGACAAUGAGUGCUGCGGAUGUCAUGCCGCCUCGGUUCUCCCCCCAUCAUGGAACUGUUGCUGGAGAUCUUGCUGUCUGCGGUUCUCCUGCAACACGACACAUGCACAGCAACAACACAUACUCAUCAGCAACAAACACACGACCCAGGUCGACACCAGCCUCGUCCCGGGCACACAGCAGUGGUGGUGGACGGAUGAACAGGCCCAAGACUGCUGCCGCCGUCUUGUCUCGGACAGACUGUGACCGGGUGCUGCAGGUGGAGCAGGAGCCAACGCGGCGACACAACUUUGAGAACCAUCUUCCCACCAAACGUAGCAAGCCUCCACCAUGGCAGAAAAACAUGGAGGCUCCCCUGGUGCCGUUUGUCGUGGGGCCAGGCUACAUUCUGUCACGCAGCAAAAGCAAGUUUGCCGUCACACUCAAAGACGAGUUCUUCACCCCACCUCAAGAUGAAAAUCAAAAAAAAAGGCAAGGGGAUAAUGAAAGGGACACCCUGAUAGCCCAGCUCCACCAGCAGAUAUCGGACCUGACUCUGUACCUGGACCACUCUCCCACAUGCUGCACCACUCAUACACACAAAGCAGACCAAACACAGGGUAAUCUCCCACAUGCUGCACUACUCACACACACAAAGCAGACCAAACACAGGGCUGAGGAGUUCAUGCGUGACAAGAUGGAUGAGCUGCACAAUCAACACCAGGACUAUGUCAGGGACUUGGAGGAACAGAACCAGGCCCAGAUGGAGCACCAGAAACAGCAGCUGGAGGCUGAGGCUGGGCAGUUCCGGGAGGCAGCAGAGUCUCAGAUCACUCGCAUGACAAAGGAGAUAGAGUUCCUCCAAGGAGCAUUUGAGUCUUACAAGAGUACACUACACCGAGAGCUUGACGACAAGUGGAGGAUGAAGGAGGAUGAGUUGAGGCACAAGUACGAGGAGGACAAGCAGACCAUGAUGCAUGACAUGAAAACAAAGAUGAUCCAUGAGAAGAAUGUUGAUCGAGUGGCCAUGAUGAAGGAUGCACACAAGCAAAUUGAGGUGCUUAGGAAGGAGCACAAGAAGGAGUUGGAUGCGCUGGUGAGGAGAUUCUCCAACGCUGCAGCAGACAUUGAGAGACUGAAGAAAACAAUGGCUGAACUUGAGGAGACAAAGGCUGACUUGGAACAAGUGACCACUCGCUACAAUGAAACCUGCCAGCAACUCACCAGCACUACACGUCUGCUCACAGACACGAAAGUGCGUCUGCUGGAGUAUGAGGAGCAGUUUCAGGAUAAGGUGCAAGCUGUGGAUGACAAGUACAGACAACAACUGCAGGAGCUCAUGAGGCAGAACACAGAGCUCAGGCGCCAGUACAACAAGAAAUGUGGGGAGCUGUUUGAUGAGAAGGCCAUGUCUGAGAAGGAGAACUAUCAGCGAGUGCAGUCAGCCAAGGAGACCAUGAGGACUCUUAUCAAGGUUAAGGAAAGGUCAAAGGUCAACAUUAGCGCUGCAGACCCAACACUAGAACAGUUAGGACGAGUGCCCAAAGUGCGACCAGGGAGUGCACCAAUUACACGUCAGGAAUCCAAAAGUGCACAUCUGAGUGCUGGAGAAACUGAUCACCUCCAUAAACCUAAAGAAUUUGUACGUCCAGAGACUGUGGUUCCCCAAGAAGACCCAGAGUUGGAGAAAAUUCGUGAAAAGUUAUUUUCGGAGGAAGUUCGAGUAUUCACUAAAGAGGAAAUAAUCAGUGCUCUGGAUUCAUAACCUGUACACUCUCAGUGCUGGUGUACAUCCCGGUAUCCAGGGUUUGUCUUGAGACACACCUUAACUGUUCAGUCUCCUGACUCAGAUUCAAAAUGAAUAGACAUCUAAACAUGAACCUGUAAUCAAUUGUUAGUUGUCACUGAUAUAGUGCACAUCUAUUAACAAGAUUAAAAUAUAUCUGCUGUGGAGAAGGAUCGAUUGACCUGUCUAAAACUACAACGGCAGCUAUGUCUGGAAUACCUUUUCAUGGGUAGUAUUGAAUGGCAUUGAAGAGUAUUCAGGAUAAUAUCUAAUGCCUGACCAUCAGGUCACACAAAUCAGCACAGUUCAUGUCCUGUAAUGUCGUAUCAGGAAACUAUUGUUUUCAGCAGCCCAUCUUUGGUAAAAUUCACCCUGAUUGUUUGUAGGUUUGGCAGCAUCAUGCUGUGGGUUUAACGGAAGUGUAAACGUCGGAGAUCAGCAUCAUUUGGGCUUUCAGUUUCCACAUCCACCUGACAUGUCAUGAUGUAACUGAAACGCUGUUGACAACAGCAUUAAGUCCACUCACUCAUAAUCACAUCACUGACUUCGACAAAAAGACAUAAAUCACAUCUGAUACUUUCUCAGAAAAGAUAGAGGCAACAUAUUCUACACACAGUUGUCUCCCUUUAGAUGUUGUGGAGUGACCUCCCUUUACAAGUUGAUGAGCAGCUAAAAGGAAACUUCAGCUACCAAAUUACUCGAGAUUUAUUCACUUAGAGCAGGUUUUCUUUUGUGCUUUCCAAGAUGUUUCAGAGGAAAGAAACAUAUUAGGUCUGGAUUUCAAUGGAAAUGCUUAGAGGUCCCAUUUUGCUGAACAAAAUGCAAAAUAGGAACUGAUUGUAAAUUGUUUCUAGAUCACUGCAACAUAUCUGAGUAUAUAUGUGGACUGUCAUGGAGGAAGUAGUAUAUAGAUAGAGAUAUUCUUUGUGACAUAGGUAGCUGGGUGCUUUUUCAUUCUUCAGUGUGAUUUGAUUAAUUUCUCAGGUAACCAGAUAUUUUGAUUGAUAUUGAAUUACUACAUCUCAGCAUUGAUUAUUCUUGCCAGGAAAUUCACAGUAAAUAAGCCACAUGGGCUUUUCUUUAAAAAAUACAAAACAAAUUGUACUUUAAAAUAUCAGAAUUUGUCAUACAUUGAUAUUCCUUUGUUAUACAUGUUUCUGAAUUAACAUAAGAUUUUCUGUCAUGAUUAUUUCUGCUGGAUCUACAAGGUACAUGUAUUAACACUUAUAUUUUCCAUACCUCCUGUUUACAUGUUGAUUGAUCAUGUCAAUGAAAGCAUUUCUGUGAUUGAAGAGAAUCCCUUUGCCAUUCCAUGAAACCUUUAUUCAUGUAUUGUAUUCUUAUCUCAUGUUACGAUUGUUUUUUAAGAAUAAACUUUUGUGCUUGUUA
This is a messenger RNA of Haliotis rubra (blacklip abalone), 3267 nucleotides long. Its product is annotated as myosin-6-like. The record is from RefSeq and is a predicted model, not a curated record. Gene Ontology annotation, cellular component: cytoplasm. Lineage: Eukaryota; Metazoa; Mollusca; Gastropoda; Lepetellida; Haliotidae.